Austrofundulus limnaeus is the source of this 2128-nucleotide messenger RNA. RefSeq names its product glucose-6-phosphate translocase. Gene Ontology annotation, molecular function: glucose 6-phosphate:phosphate antiporter activity. The record is from RefSeq and is a predicted model, not a curated record. Gene Ontology annotation, biological process: glucose-6-phosphate transport; phosphate ion transmembrane transport. Gene Ontology annotation, cellular component: endoplasmic reticulum membrane. NCBI's taxonomy places the organism in Eukaryota, Metazoa, Chordata, Actinopteri, Cyprinodontiformes, Rivulidae.
GCUGGUGUGAGGUUCCUCUCCUCUGCUGCACUCUCACAGUUCGACUGAGCCACCAGCCUGCGUGAAGUUUGCUCCACAGUGUUCUGCUCAUGGACAACRUGUCACCUGCCCUGCUUGGACCACACUGCAACCUGUUUUUGAUCUUCUGUUGCUUUUUGCCGGCUGCCAUCUAGAUGCAACRACAAGACUGAAAUAAAGACAACGAUCUAAAUAUAUAACUUUUUAUUCAGCUGUCCUCAGUCAUGGGGGCCACAGGCUAUGGCUACUAUCGUGUAGUCAUUUUCAUUUGCAUGUUUAUUGGUUACUCUCUGUAUUUCUUUAACAGGAAGACAUUCUCUUUUGUAAUGCCCUCUGUGAUGGAGGAGAUAGUACUGGACAAAGAUGACUUGGGUUUGAUCACCAGCAGUCAGACCAUGGCUUACGCCAUUAGUAAAUUCAUCAGCGGAGUGCUGUCAGAUCAGAUCAGUGCCCGGUGGCUUUUCUCCAUCGGCCUCUUCUUGGUGGGRGGCAUCAAUGUAGCCUUUUCCUGGUCCUCAACUGUAUCCAUGUUCUCACUGCUCUGGUUCAUCAACGGCCUGGGUCAGGGCUGCGGCUGGCCCCCAUGUGGAAAGGUGCUGCGCAAGUGGUAUGAGCCCUCACAGUUUGGGACGUGGUGGUCCGUGCUGUCCUGCAGCAUGAACCUGGCUGGAAGUCUGGGUCCCAUUUUGGUCACAGUACUACUUCAGUACUACGACUGGAGAACGAUCCUGACCAUGUCGGGGGUUUUCUGUGCCUCCUUCUCAUUCGUUUGUCUGGUGUUUGUGAAGAACGAGCCAAAAGAUGUGGGCCUUCCCAGCAUUGAGUUAGCAGCCAAAAAGAGGGCAAAGGGAGGCAGCAGUGAGAGCACRCUGAGAGAGUUCCUGCUCUCUCCCUUCCUGUGGGUGCUGUCUCUGGGUUACUUGGUGGUGUUUGGGGUGAAGACGGCAGCCACUGACUGGGGACAGCUGUUCCUCAUGCAGGAGAAAGGCCAAACUGCUCUCAUGGGAAGUACUUACAUGAGUGCCUUGGAGGUGGGAGGUUUUGUCGGCAGCCUCGCAGCAGGUUUUAUCUCAGACAGAGCUGUAGCUCGGCAAAGCCUGAAGACCCACGGCAGUCCUCGACAUGGCCUGCUCAUUCUCAUGAUGGCUGGCAUGUACGUGUCCAUGUACCUGUUCAGAGUGACCAUCACCCCUGAAAUACCAAAGGAGGCUCCUCUUUGGGUCCAAGUUCUGCAUCCAGUGUCCGUUCUCCUCCAUGUGUCAGAGAAAGAGAUAUGGAUUCUGUUCCUUGGUGCCAUGUUUGGAUUUUCUUCUUAUGGACCAAUUGCCUUGUUUGGAGUUAUAGCAAGUGAAUGUGCUCCGUCAAAUUUUUGUGGAACGUCUCAUGCAGUUGUAGCUUUGAUGGCGAAUGUGGGAGCCUUCAUGGCAGGACUUCCCUUCAGUACUGUUGCCAAGCAGCACAGCUGGGACAUGGCCUUUUGGAUGGCUGAGGUGAUAAUGGGCAUUACCACUGUGGGGUUCUUCCUUGUGCGAAACAUGCGCACCAAAAUGGGACGGAUCAKUGAGAAGACGGACUAGUGCACAGAAAACAUCUCAGUUGUUAGAACUGUACUGUAUUGAACAAAGCUGUUGUCAAACAAACUAUUUUUAAGGUAUGUCGCCACCAGAUUAUAAAUGCUCAACGAGUCUUUAUGCAAAUCACUUUGUAUUUGAGUCUACACAUUUUAGUGUUUGGAUUUUAUCAUCAGGAAGACAUCAAAUAACAUGAGAAGACAUUUUGAAAUUGUUUGGUUUCCUUCUGAUUUUUACUAUAAAAAACAUCAAAAUCAGCAGCAAACUGAAAUUAAUAAAGGACCUGUUUUCAUGUAAUUUGACAACUUUUAAAAACUCAAAUAACCACUCAAUUUUUUURAAUACCGCUUCCUGAUAAGUAAAUUUGAUUACUACAUCAUGCAUGGAACCAUCUGUUACAAAAUAGUCAUAUAAGCAUAAAAUUGAUUCAUCAGCAGCACAUGCAGAAGAUCCUAUCUGCUCACAACUGUAUAUUUAAAAUCUUCCACUCAGUUUUAACCACUUCUCAGUGACUAAAAUAAUUUAACAGGUCCUCUGGA